Molecule: messenger RNA, 426 nt
Organism: Rotaria socialis
Lineage: Eukaryota; Metazoa; Rotifera; Eurotatoria; Philodinida; Philodinidae
Source: the annotation of a GenBank genome assembly
AUGCGAACUCGAAGUUCAAAGAACACAAAAAGUGUUAAAAUUGUGAAACCUAAAUUGGUGGGGAGACGACCGAAGGCUACAAAAGCUGGUUGCUUUUGUAGUGAGGCAGAACAAGAUCUUGAAGAAUAUGCCAAUAAUCUGGAAUUCGAGGUGAAUGAGUUAUAUCACUUAUUGGAUCGUGAGAUGUCUGGUCGGCAGAAGUUGGAAGGUUCUGUCGAACAUUUAACACAGAUGUGCCACAUGCAAGAACGGGCACUAGUGGAAUUGAAACGAGACGUUCGUCGAUUGAGAGCAAUGCCCGACAAAAUCGAUGUGGCAUUAGAUUGGGUUGUUCGUGGUGUGGCUCUGGUUCAAGAACAUCUUCAGGGGCAGCAUCAAGACACGUCAACAGAAGACAAUGAAGACGACAGCUUUUCGUCUUAUUAA